Haemorhous mexicanus (house finch) is the source of this 9377-nucleotide messenger RNA. RefSeq names its product centromere protein E (gene CENPE). Bases 105 to 8522 code for a protein of 2805 amino acids. Gene Ontology annotation, molecular function: microtubule binding; ATP binding; plus-end-directed microtubule motor activity. Gene Ontology annotation, biological process: microtubule-based movement; mitotic cell cycle. The transcript has 51 exons. The record is from RefSeq and is a predicted model, not a curated record. Gene Ontology annotation, cellular component: microtubule. NCBI's taxonomy places the organism in Eukaryota, Metazoa, Chordata, Aves, Passeriformes, Fringillidae.
AACUUCGGCGGCGGUUGGGGAGGGCGUUCCUGGCCCAGUCCCUUGUCCCCGUCCUGCUGCUCCCGUCCCUUGUCCCGGUCCCGCUGCUCCUGUCCCGGGCGGACAUGGCGGACGAGGGCGCCGUCACGGUGUGCGUGCGAGUGCGGCCACUCAUCAGCAGAGAAAAUGCCUCAGAUAAAGUGUCCCUGCACUGGAGAAGUGAGAAUAAUACUGUUUCCGACGUGAGUGGUACCAAAACAUUUAGUUACGAUCGUGUCUUUCACUCAAGUGACAACACUCAGCAGCUGUAUGAUGGUGUAGCUCUUCCAAUUAUACAGUCAGCUGUGCGAGGCUAUAAUGGCACAAUUUUUGCUUAUGGACAGACUGCUUCAGGGAAGACUUACACAAUGAUGGGGAAUGAAGAUUCCGUGGGCAUUAUCCCUAAGGCAAUUCAACAUGUGUUCAAAAUUAUUUGUGAGAUUCCAGAUAGAGAAUUCCUGCUAAGGGUUUCAUACAUGGAAAUCUACAAUGAAACAAUUACCGAUUUGCUUUGUGAUAAUAGGAAAAAGAAGCCUCUGGGAAUUCGUGAGGAUGUUAAUAGGAAUACAUAUGUAGAAGAUCUGAUUGAAGAAGUGGUGGUUGCCCCAGAAGAAGUUAUGGAAUGUAUUAGAAAAGGAGAAAAAAAUCGCCAUUAUGGAGAAACAAAAAUGAAUGAACACAGCAGCCGUUCUCACACUAUCUUCAGAAUGAUCAUUGAAAGCAGAGAACGAAGUGACGCUGCAAAUGCAAACUGUGAUGGAGCAAUCAUGGUUUCCCACUUGAACUUGGUAGAUCUGGCAGGCAGUGAAAGAGCUAGUCAAACAGGAUCUGAAGGUGUUCGACUGAAAGAAGGCUGCAAUAUAAAUCGGAGCUUGUUCAUUCUGAGUCAAGUUAUCAAAAAACUUUGUGAUGACCCUUCUGGCUUCAUAAAUUACAGAGACAGCAAGCUGACUCGAAUUCUGCAGAACUCCCUUGGAGGAAAUGCUAAAACAGUUAUUAUUUGUACAAUUACUCCUGUUUCUUUUGAUGAGACAUUGAGCACUCUUCAGUUUGCCAAUACAGCCAAAGGAAUGAAGAAUACACCAAAAGUCAAUGAAGUUCUUGAUGAUGAUGCCCUCCUGAAGAGAUACCGCAAAGAAAUUCUGGAUUUGAAAAAGCAGCUGGAGGAAGUGUCUUCAAAAACUCAGAUUCAUGCAAUGGAAAAGGACCAACUGGCCCAGCUGUUGGAAGAAAAAAAUUCCCUUCAAAAAGUACAGGAGGACAGAAUACGAAACUUAACUGAGAUGCUGGUGACUUCUGCUUCCUUUGCAUCAAAAGAGAAUGUUAAAGUCAGGAAAAACAAAAGAAGACUUACUUGGGCUGCUUGUAAAACAAACCAGGCAAAUGUGGGCUUUCUUGAAGACUUUGAAAAUCCAAUGCCGACUGAAACAAAAAAAAUCAAGGUGUCUCUGCCAGCAGUACCAGAUGUGGAAGAUUCUACCUUAGAGAAUUCUGGGUAUGACAGCCAUUGCCCGAUGGUUCCUGAUCAAAUUUCAGAAGAAGAAUGGAUUGCUGGUCCUAACAUGAAUUGGAAAGACUUUAAAGAAUCUGUGCAACUCUGUGAAGCAUUAGAACUAGAAAAGAAUACUGCUGUAAACGAGAUCAACAUCCUGCAAGCUAACUUUGAUAAUCUAGUGCUGGAAAAUGAGCAGUUGAAGUCAGAAAUAAAUGAACUGAAAGAGAGACUGAAGGAAAAAACAGAAAUAAAUGAAUUUGAAGCACUGGAAAAGCAAACGCAAAAAGAUCAUGAGAUUCAACUAAUGCAUGAAAUUACCAACUUAAAGAAUCUAGUUUCAAAUGCUGAAGUUUACAAUGCGGAACUUGAGGCAGAAAUAAAUUCCAAACUGGAACAGCUGAAAGAGAAAGAGAACAAAAUAAAAAUAUUACAGAAUCGUGUGGAAGAACUACAAAAAGCAGAAGUGGAAAAAAGGGAGACAUCUUUUGCACUGGGAGACUGUGAUAAACUAACUGAAGAAAUUCAGCAGCUGAAUAAAUCCCUCUUAGACAGUGAAGCCAUAGCCUUGGAUGCCAAAAAGGAAUCUGCUUUUCUCAGAAGUGAAAACUUGGAGUUGAAAGAGGAGAUGAAAGAGCUCUUAAAUAACCACAACCAAAUGCAAAAGGAUGUCCAGUUAUAUCAAAGGCAAAUAGAAGCAGGAAAAGCGAGUUACCGAAAAAUGCAAGCUGACUUGCAGAGAGAGCUGCAAUCUUUAUUUCAAGAAAACACAAGACUAACCUCACUGAUGGAGGGUAAAGUUCCAAAAGAUUUGCUUUCUCAUGUGGAGCUGGAAAAAAAGGCAGCUGACUUAAAAGGAGAACUAGAAAAUGCUUUGAAAGAGAAUGUGCUUCUACAGAAACAAGUAAAUGAGCUAUCAGAAUUUCAGUCACUACCAAAUACAGUUGAGAUGCAAAAGAAAGAGAUUCUUGAAAAAUGUGAGGAGUUACACUUAUUAAAAUUGGAAAAUGAAAAGCUGCUUUCUGAAGUAGCUGAUAAUGAAAGGAGACUUAAACAUAUGUCUGAAGAAAUUGAAAAAUCAAAAGACAAUCUCACAGAUUUACAACUGAAAUAUACAAAGUCUGAUGAGGAAUAUGUAGCACUUAAACAGCUCCAUGAAGAAAUUGAACAGAAAUACAUAGCUGCAUCAGAAACCAAUGAACAAAUGAAGCUCCAAAUAGAAUGCCUAUCUAAAGAAGCACAAGAGUCUAAAACAAUUUUGGAUGAAGUGAAAUUAGAGCUCUCUAGCAAAAUGAAAGAACUGGAAGAGAAAGAAGCAGAGCAAAACCAACUUCUUGAGCUAAGAGAAAAUCUUGUUCAGACUCAGCAGAAGUUAAACGAACUGGAACAAUUAAAAGAGGAAGAAAGGAUUAGUCAAGUGAGACUGGAGACCAAAGAUUUGGAGGUCCAGGCAGCCUUGCAGCAGCUUACAGAAUGUCAGGAAGAAAUAAAAAUUCUAACCCAGGAAAGAGAUAACCUGAAGCAAAAAGAGAAGGUUCUGCAAGCUGAGACAGAGCAACUCAGAGAGGAUAUAAAGGACACUGUUUCAAUGAACAUCUUGGCACAUGAAGAUCUGAGAAAUACACAAAAUUCUCUGAAGGAAUCCCAGAAAACUGUCAAGAAGUUGGAAAAAAGUAUUUCUGAAAAAGAAUUUCAGAUUCUGAGUGUUGAAGAGGCACUAGGGAAAACCAUUAAAGAACUCCAAAUACAGAUCACAGAAAUGACAGAAGAAAUGAAAAUCAUCACAUCAGAGAAAGAUCAGCUUGCUGAGGAAAAAUCAGAAAGGAAUAGCUGUAGAGAAAGUGAUCAGCUUCAGGUGCAAAAGGAACAAAUCAUUUUCCUUACACAAGAGAACCGUUCAUUGCAGGAGAAGCUGGACAGUUUGCUUUUGAGAAAGGAGGAGUUUGGGGAAGGAACUUUGAUUCCACAGAUUCAAGGACAAUCUAUGGAGCAAGAGUUAUUUCUUCUGAGAGAAGAGCUGAGCCAGGCACAGCAGAAAUUGCAUGUAAUGGAGGAAGCAAAGGCCAGUGAAUAUCAAGGGGAAUCUGAAAAAAUGGAGAGAACAGAUGUUAUUCCAAAGCCACAUGACUCCCAGGAAGUCAGCAUCCAGACAGAAAGAGAUUAUGAUGAUGAUGAUUUUAAAAUGCAACUGGAAAAUCUCCAGAAUGAGAGAGACCAGCUAAGGGAAAUGCUACAGGAGACAAUUAGCAAGAACUCGGAGAUGCAGGAGGAGUUGAGAUGUACUCGUGAAUCUCUUGGACAGCAUCAGGAGAAGAUUGUGGAGCUGAAAGGAAGUGUUUCAGAGAAGGAAAAUCAGCUCUCAAAGGCGCAAGAGGCAUUGAAGGAAAAAACUGAUGAGCUGCAGCAGAAGCUCUCUGAAGUCACUGAAAACCUGACUCGUGUCUCAGCUGAGUAUGGCGACCUCCUGGCAGAAAAGCAACAAGCAGAAAGGGCAAUGAGUGAGCAGCUUGAGAGAAUCUCUUCACUUACCAAGGAGAAGGAUGAGCUUCAGCACAUGGUAGAGGCUUGUAAAGAAAGGGAAGAACGCUUGUUAAAGGUUCAGAGGCAGUCAGAGAUUUUGAAGGACAGCCUAACAAGCAAGAUCUCAGAAAUGACAGAAGAAAUGAAAAUCAUCACAUCAGAGAGAGAUCAGCUUGCUGAGGAAAAAUCAGAAAGGAGUAGCUGUAGAGAAAGUGAUCAGCUUCAGGUGCAAAAGGAACAAAUCAUUUUCCUUACACAAGAGAACCGUUCAUUGCAGGAGAAGCUGGACAGUUUGCUUUUGAAAAAGGAGGAGUUUGGGGAAGGAACUUUGAUUCCACAGAUUCAAGGACAAUCUAUGGAGCAAGAGUUAUUUCUUCUGAGAGAAGAGCUGAGCCAGGCACAACAGAAAUUGCAUGUAAUGGAGGAAGCAAAGGCCAGUGAAUAUCAAGGGGAAUCUGAAAAAAUGGAGAGAACAGAUGUUAUUCCAAAGCCACAUGACUCCCAGGAAGUCAGCAUCCAGACAGAAAGAGAUGGUGACGAUUUUAAAAUGCAACUGGAAAAUCUCCAGAAUGAGAGAGACCAGCUAAGGGAAAUGCUACAGGAGACAAUUAGCAAGAACUCGGAGAUGCAGGAGGAGCUGAGAUGUACUCAUGAAUCUCUUGGACAGCAUCAGGAGAAGAUUGUGGAGCUGAAAGGAAGUGUUUCAGAGAAGGAAAAUCAGCUCUCAAAGGCGCAAGAGGCAUUGAAGGAAAAAACUGAUGAGCUGCAGCAGAAGCUCUCUGAAGUCACUGAAAACCUGACUCGUGUCUCAGCUGAGUAUGGCGACCUCCUGGCAGAAAAGCAACAAGCAGAAAGGGCAAUGAGUGAGCAGCUUGAGAGAAUCUCUUCACUUACCAAGGAGAAGGAUGAGCUUCAGCACAUGGUAGAGGCUUGUAAAGAAAGGGAAGAACGCUUGUUAAAGGUUCAGAGGCAGUCAGAGAUUUUGAAGGACAGCCUAACAAGCAAGAUCUCAGAAAUGACAGAAGAAAUGAAAAUCAUCACAUCAGAGAGAGAUCAGCUUGCUGAGGAAAAAUCAGAAAAGAAUAGCUGUAGAGAAAGUGAUCAGCUUCAGGUGCAAAGGGAACAAAUCAUUUUCCUUACACAAGAGAACCGUUCAUUGCAGGAGAAGCUGGACAGUUUGCUUUUGAGAAAGGAGGAUUUUGGGGAAGGAACUUUGAUUCCACAGAUUCAAGGACAAUCUAUGGAGCAAGAGUUAUUUCUUCUUAGAGAAGAGCUGAGCCAGGCACAGCAGAAAUUGCAUGUAAUGGAGGAAGCAAAGGCCAGUGAAUAUCAAGGGGAAUCUGAAAAAAUGGAGAGAACAGAUGUUAUUCCAAAGCCACAUGACUCCCAGGAAGUCAGCAUCCAGACAGAAAGAGAUGGUGACGAUUUUAAAAUGCAACUGGAAAAUCUCCAGAAUGAGAGAGACCAGCUAAGGGAAAUGCUACAGGAGACAAUUAGCAAGAACUCGGAGAUGCAGGAGGAGUUGAGAUGUACUCGUGAAUCUCUUGGACAGCAUCAGGAGAAGAUUGUGGAGCUGAAAGGAAGUGUUUCAGAGAAGGAAAAUCAGCUCUCAAAGGCGCAAGAGGCAUUGAAGGAAAAAACUGAUGAGCUGCAGCAGAAGCUCUCUGAAGUCACUGAAAACCUGACUCGUGUCUCAGCUGAGUAUGGCGACCUCCUGGCAGAAAAGCAACAAGCAGAAAGGGCAAUGAGUGAGCAGCUUGAGAGAAUCUCUUCACUUACCAAGGAGAAGGAUGAGCUUCAGCACAUGGUAGAGACUUGUAAAGAAAGGGAAGAACACUUGUUAAAGGUUCAGAGGCAGUCAGAGAUUUUGAAGGACAGCCUAACAAGCAAGCUCUCUGAAGUCACUGAAAACCUGACUCGUGUCUCAGCUGAGUAUGGCGACCUCCUGGCAGAAAAGCAACAAGCAGAAAGGGCAAUGAGUGAGCAGCUUGAGAGAAUCUCUUCACUUACCAAGGAGAAGGAUGAGCUUCAGCACAUGGUAGAGGCUUGUAAAGAAAGGGAAGAACACUUGUUAAAGGUUCAGAGGCAGUCAGAGAUUUUGAAGGACAGCCUAACAAGCAAGCUCUCUGAAGUCACUGAAAACCUGACUCGUGUCUCAGCUGAGUAUGGCGACCUCCUGGCAGAAAAGCAACAAGCAGAAAGGGCAAUGAGUGAGCAGCUUGAGAGAAUCUCUUCACUUACCAAGGAGAAGGAUGAGCUUCAGCACAUGGUAGAGACUUGUAAAGAAAGGGAAGAACGCUUGUUAAAGGUUCAGAGGCAGUCAGGGAUUUUGGAGGACAGCCUAACAAGCAAGAUUCAACAGUUAACUGAGACACUAAAUAGUGUCUCAUGUGAGAAGGACCAGUUAUUAGCUGAAAGAACUAGUUACUCUUUACAAGUUAAAGAACAAAUCUCCUCACUUCAUCAUGAAAAAGAUGAGCUUGAAAAACUUCUUCAGGAUGUCAUGUCUGAGCGGGACCAGCUCAAGACAGAAUUGCAAAGAACUUCUGAGGUGUGUGUUGAAACCAAGGCAAAAUUGGAAGAUGCUUUAGAACAACUGAAGCAGAGAAACCUGAACAAUAUGUCCAUUCAGGUAAACCCAGGAGAUAUUGUAGAGCAGGUGGCCAAUGGCAGCUUGACAGAAAAAACCUUGAAAAUUAAGGAGCUUCUUGAGAAAUUCCCAAGUAUGGGGAAGAGAUAUGAAUGUCUCUCUACAGCGUCUCUUAAGCUAAAGAGUGAACUGAACAGUCAGAAAGCACUGAUAGCUGUGAUACUGCCUCAGCUUACACUGGGGCAGAGUAAACAAGUCAAAAUGCUUCAAACUAAAAAUGAGGAAAUGAACACUCGUCUCCAGAAGUUAUUGACCAAACUGAAGCUUCUGUUCAGCUCAGUUUGCACAAAGAGAAGAGAAUAUCACGCUACUGUUCAUAAAUAUGAAAUGGAAUUGCUUGAGGAAAAGAGAAAACAAGAUCACCUACAGUCCCAGAUUCAGUGUCUCAGGAAGAUGAAUUUGAAGCAGAAUGAAGUAUCAUCUCAAGAGUUAAACAGCUGUGAAGGGCUGCAGAGUUUCUACUUGGAUGCAGAGAGCAUUCUCAAAGAUGUAUCAGAAAUGGAAAAUGAAAUUCUCUGCAUAGAAGCAGACUUAAAACAGGAAGAAAGUGCUAGAAAAGAAACAAUACAGUUCUGGGAAGCUUGUUCAGGAACUCACUGGGAUGCAGAGGAACUGAAAGAAGAACUAAAUAAAGAUAAUGAGAGACUCCUGCAAGUCUUGAAAUUCUGGACUCCUAAAGUAAAGAUACUCCUUGAACUUUGUUCAGAGCUGGAUGCCAGAACUGCUGAUUAUAGUAAAAAUGCUGAUGCUGAAUUAAAACAGAGAAAAGAGAAAAAUGAAGAGUUGCUUCAGGAUCUAAACACUCUAAAAGAAAAACUGGCCCCUGGUGGCUCUGCCAGUCUGGCAUUAGAAGAAGAAAAUUACAGACUUCAUAAUAAAUUAAAGGCUGCAGAACAAGACAAAAAGGCUAUGGAAAUAAAAAUUCAGAAGUUAGAAAAUGUAAUAAAUGAAGUUGGAGAAAGUGUCAAAGAGAGAGAUGACAGGAUAAGCAAGUUACAAGCACAGAUAAGAAUAAGAACAGAGACAAGUGAGCUCAACCAACUGCAAGCCAAACUUAAGGAGAUGGAAAACUGCCUCAAGACUGCCUUAACAGAGAAAAAGAGUCUUCAGGCAAAAUUAGAUAAAGGUGCUGAGCUGUACAAAGAAGAAAUUGAUCAUCUCAAAACACAAUUGGUAAAAAGUGAUCUGGAAAGAAUGAAACAAUCCAACUCCUUUGAAGUGAAACUUACUAAUUAUAAAGCCCUUGCAGAACACCGAGAGCAACAGUUAACAAAGCUAAAAGAAGAACUGAGGAGAGCACACCAAGAGCAAGAUGUUACUGUGCUGAAAGAAGCAGAUCCUCAGCAAUCCCAAAUACCCCUUACUUGUGGUGGUGGCAGUGGCAUUGUGCAGAGCACACAAAUACUUGUUCUAAAAUCUGAACAAGCCAAGCUACAGAAAGAGAACUUGCAGCUGAAGAAACAAAAUGACCUUCUACUGAGUGAUGAACUUGAACUGAAAGAGGAACUCAGGAAAUGGAAAGAGAGAGCACUAAAAUGGAGAGAACGAUCCUCAAGAGAAACUGCUCGAGAGAUAACACCAAAGUCUCCUAAGAAGGCAGUGUCAUAUUUCUUUAAAGAGCAAAUGCCUUCACCCUGUAAGGAAACUGUUUCUCAGGAAACAGUGACUCAGGACCUACCAAAACCUCUGCCUCUGACUUGCCCAACAAAUUUCUUUGAUAAUUCCAACUUGGGUGUGCUAACAGAUACACGACCUGAGGGCACAGAGUCCACAGAAGAACAUCUUAGGCACUUGUUUGGGACUUCAGACAGAGAUAAAGCCCCUGAUUGCAGCACCCAGUAAAAAUGCUCUGCUGUAAGCUGCCCUUACAGUGCCUACAGCCAGGAUCUGCAUAUACAAAGAAAAUUGCUUCAGGUUAAACACCAUCAGCCUCUUCCAGCUUUGCUGUCUUGGAGCUUCUGCUUCCCACAACUGGGAAAUCUGAAAUAUGAGGGCGAAGUUGGAAAACCAGAUGUUGCCCCACAGACUGCUAAUCUGCUGAUAUUCUACUUUGGUGUUUUGAUGUGGACUUUUUUUGAUGGCAAAGAGAGGCUAAUGUAUUGAAGGAAAAAAAGGAAAAGAGAAUGGAUCACAAACUAAUCUACUGUGAAAAAUCUCAGUCUCAAACUUCUCAAUCUGUCAUUCCUAAAACAGUCCUUUUCUGGGGUGUUGAUGUUUCUGUCUUCAGAGUGCUGUUGACUUGGCAAGAAAUAUUCUUAUUGCUUCUUAGCAUGCGGUUUUUGUACCAUACUUUCGUUAGGCCGACAGAAAUUGCAUUUUCACCACAAUCUUGACUUCUUGGACACUGCAACUGAAGUUACUGAUCUUGUGUUUGUAGAGCACACAAUCAAGGGUUCCUCUUAAACGCCUUAAAAGUUUCUGCAGCUCAACCAAUUAUGGCACUGUGAGUAAUUUUGAGUCUUGCAUCAUUUUUCAAUAUGCCUGUCUGAAGUUGUGUAUUGGAUUUUUUUUUUUAAACAGUAAGCAAUGGACUUUGCACUCUUCUGCUUCUCUAGUGCAGGGAAAACAAACCUGAUCUUUGGGGCAAGAUGGACUCUUAUUAACCUACUUAUCUGUAUUGUGAGACCUACAUUUUGUAUGUUUUAUGUAAGGAAUUUUAACUUGACAAUAAAAUUUAUUGUGUUAAAUAUGUUAAAA